GGCAGUUUGUUGUCAUCUUCGUCCAGUAGUGAACCGUUACGAUGUGUUGGCACGUAGCCCCUUAUUCUCCCAUUUUUUCUAUCCAUGUGUUUACUUUGCAUGUGUGAAUUAAUGCCAGCAUACUUUAGACAGCUUACAAGCCAUGUGAAAAAACUGAAACCGUUAGAAGAAACCGUUAACGAAAUAUCUGGCCGCGACGGUUAUAGUUCAUUGGCAACAUACAACCAUGGUGGUGGUUGUGGCAAGUUGGUGGCGGAUGACAAGCAAGACGGGAUAGUUGAAUUCGGCGCCUUUGGAGGAAGAUGGGUGUGUGCGGAUAGUAUUAUUAUUCAUCUCUUGGACCAAGUAGAGGACGUACAGCGUCAGGUUAAAUGUAAAGUUGAAAGUCGACCCGCAGGAGAAAGGGGUAGUCCCCGCCCCGGAGGGAGAAGAGGAUGAGGAGGCAUGACGUCUCGAUUCAUGUUGGUAUCUUAGUUUUUGUAUAGAGUUAGAUGUGUUCAAAGCAGGGAGGGGAACUGUGGCAGAGUGGGUGGGAACAACAGGAGUAUUUGCGGAAAGCAUGACUGCUAUUUUAGCAUAAAGUCUCUGCCAGCGCUGCCGACAGCUCUCUCCAGUCUUCCCAGUCAGGUGAAUCCUUCCCCAGUCUGGAGAACAGGCUUUCUUAAUCCAGUUUGAGCCGGAGAGGAUGGGCCAACAGACAAAUCCUACUCAUCCUACCUUUGAAGAUAUUCUGUACUUGGAGAGGAAGACCUCAUCACAUGCCUAAACUGGUCCCUAAUAGGGCUGCAACUGGCUGUCCUCUCAUCUCUACGCCACAGUUCUACUUUGCUGCUGUAAGGUGGAGCAGCCUCACUCUGCCUGGGAAGCAGUGACAAACAGACGGAUAGACUGCCCUGUGAAGUGUUCUCCUUUUCAUGGAUGCCAGGGUGGCCCUGCUGCACGUAUGGACAGUCCUUGUCCUCCUGUCAGCAAAGCUGAAGUGGAUUGACGCUGCAGAGGUCUACACCAACACCUGGGCUGUCCAGAUCAAUGGGGGGCCAGAGGAGGCUGACCGCAUCGCCAGGGAACACGGUUUCAUCAACCACGGCAACGUUUUUGGAGAUUAUUAUCACUUCAGGCAUCAUGCUGUGGAGAAGAGGGCUUUGUCUGGCCACAGGGGGAUGCACAUCAAACUGCAAAAAGAACCACAGGUUCUGUGGGCGGAGCAGCAAGUGGUGAAAAAAAGGAAAAAAAGGGAUAUCUAUGAAGACCCAACAGACCCUGAUUUCCCCAAGCAGUGGUAUCUGUCCACCCCGACACAAGACCUGAAUACCAAAGUAGCAUGGGCUCAAGGCUACACAGGAAGAGGUGUAGUAGUGACUAUCCUGGACGAUGGCAUUGAGAAAGACCAUCCCGACCUAUCCAGCAAUUUUGACCCUGAGGCCAGCUAUGAUGUUAAUGACGGAGACGCUGACCCCCAACCAAGAUACACCCAGCGGAACGAGAACAGACAUGGAACACGAUGUGCAGGAGAAGUCGCAGCUUCAGCCAACAACGGUGUGUGUGGUGUAGGUGUGGCCUAUAAUGCUAAAAUCGGAGGAGUUCGUAUGUUGGAUGGGGAGGUGACGGAUGUGGUGGAGGCACAUUCUCUUAGCCUCAACCCUCAGCACAUCCACAUUUAUAGUGCCAGCUGGGGCCCAGAAGACGACGGCAAGUCACUGGACGGCCCUGCCAAGCUGGCUAAGGAAGCUUUUCUCCAGGGAAUCACCAAGGGACGUGGCGGCCUAGGCUCCAUCUUUGUGUGGGCCUCGGGUAACGGUGGCCGGGAGCAGGACAGCUGCAACUGUGACGGCUACACCAACAGCAUUUACACCCUGUCCAUCAGCAGCACCACGCAGUCCGGCAACGUGCCGUGGUACAGCGAGCCCUGCUCUUCCACCCUCGCUACCACCUUCAGUUCUGGAAACCCGGGGGAGAAACAGAUAGUGACCACAGACCUGAGACAAAAAUGCACAGACUCUCACACAGGGACGUCUGCUUCGGCCCCACUGGCUGCUGGGAUCAUCGCUCUAGCUCUGGAGGCCAAUAUGAACCUGACGUGGAGGGACAUGCAGCACCUGGUGGUGAGAAAGUCCCAGCCCGCACACCUUAGCGCCGGAGACUGGAAGACCAACGGAGUGGGACGCAGAGUGAGUCAUUCGUACGGUUAUGGGCUCCUGGAUGCAGGGGCCAUGGUGGCAUCGGCACAGAACUGGACCACAGUCGGGCCACAGCAUCAGUGUGUUCACAACAUGCUUGCAGAACCGAGAGACAUUGGGAACAAGCUGGUGUUCAGCAAGAGCGUGGAUGCCUGCUGGGGACGACCGGAGUAUGUCAGCUCUCUGGAACAUGUUCAGGCUCGCCUCACUCUCUCCCACAACCAGAGAGGAAAAUUGGCCAUUCAUCUCAUCAGCCCACUGGGCACACGCUCCACCCUGCUGUUCCCCAGGCCCAAUGACUUCUCCUCAGAGGGAUUCACCGAUUGGGCCUUCAUGACCACACACUCAUGGGACGAGGAUCCUCAAGGGGAAUGGACGCUGGAAAUAGAAAACGUAGCAGCUAAUGAACGUGACUAUGGUGUGUUGAGUCAGUUCACUCUCAUCCUGUGGGGUACUGGACCCAGCGUUAUUAACCCCUCCUCAUCUGAUUUCCCUCGGCCGUCCAACAACAGCUGCAAGACCUUCGAUGCCCAGCAGAUUUGUAUCGAAUGCAGCCCCGGCUUUUCCCUCUUCCUCCAGGGUUGUUUGAAGUUGUGUCCGCCAGGCUUCACCUCAGGGCCGCAGCUCCUCAACCUCUCCCUGGAGAACUGGGUGGACUUGUCCUCCGUCCAGGCCUGUCUGCCCUGCCACCCCGCCUGCCUCACCUGCUCUGGCACCGGGCCUACAGACUGCUUGUCCUGCCCGCCUCACAGCCACCUGGUCCUCACAUCCUGCCUGCACCAGAACCAGGUGCAGCGUAAAUCCCCAUUAGCUGGGGAGCUCCAGGGGGACGGUGCCCAGCCAGAGGGGGAGAUCCCAGGAGCAGCAGCAGGCGACAGCAAAGAAGGCGAGGAACCUCCGGGGCUUAGCAUAGCUCCAUCCACUCAGCUGCCUGCCAUCGUGGCCGUGCUGAGUUGUGCCUUCAUUCUGGCUGCCUUCGUCGGGGUCUUCCUCUUGCUGCAGAUGCGCUCAGGUGGAGCUUCUUUGGGCUGGAGGACCAAACUGCCCUCUGUGUAUUCAGAGAUGAGGGGGGUGCGGGUGGGCUUUGGUUUUGGCUUCGGCCAAGGACGGGAGAGGAAGGCACGGGUAUGCUACAAGGGGAUCCCCACUGUGUGGGGGGAUGAGGACAUGAUCGCCUACCAGUCUGAAUCAGACAGCGAGGAAGUGGACGGUCAAAGCGAGCGGACAGCUUUUAUCAAGACGCAGAGCUCCAUCUAGCUGAAUCUGCUGGAUGUCCUGGGUGUCAUCAGUAUUUAGAUCUGACUACAUGAAGGAGACUCACACAGGCUCAGUAAAAACACAAAACGCAGGCCUUACUGUCUCACCCCAUUCAAAUGCAUUAAAGAGUCAAUCAUUAGUUUUUUCAUGUAUUUAUUUACAUUUGUUAAUUUAUCGUAUUUGACUCAAUAUUUUGAUGUCAGAUGUAUUUAUUAUGCACAUGACUCUUUGUCACCAAUUUAAGGUGUAAGUUAUGCAAGUGUUUUACUUAAAGGACCCGUGUGCAGAAUUUAGUGGCAUCAUCUAACGGUGAGGUUAUAGAUUGCAACCAUCUGAAUACCGCUUGCCCUACCCUCCCCUUCCAAGCAUGUGGGAGAACCUGUGGUGGAACAAAAAACAUGAAAAGCUCUCAAGAGCUAGUAUCUGGUUUGUCCAUUCUGGGCUACUGUAGAAACAUGGCAGUGCAACAUGGCAGACUCAUGGAAGAGGACCCAGUCUCUCUGUAGGUAUAAGGGCUCAUUCUAAGUCAACAAAAACACAGUGAUUCUUAUUUUCAGGUGAUUAUACAUUAAUGAAAACAUAUGUAUGAAUAUAUUAUUUCCAUUUCUGCGAUACUCUGCCAGUAGAGCACCCUAAAUCUUACACACUGGUCCUUUAUUUUACUAUAAGGACCUGUCUGACCAUAUUUUGUCAAAUUUAUCAAAGGGAUAUACAGAAAUGUAGUAUUGCACUUCUUUAAAGACAGAUUGAUUUUAAAUAGUAAAAAUCAAUGCAGUAGACUCCUAAUUUUCCUGAAUAUUAGCAAGAGUAGGUCAAGCCCCCAAAGCCAUGAUUCCUACGUUUCCCAUAAUGCAACAAGAUAGCAUCAUUCAUUAGAGCUUCCCAGCUAAAUUAAUGCCAUGUCUUUUCAAACUUCACACCCCCACUUUCUGGAAUACAUCUUGUAAUCUCGGAGCCCAACAACCAAUCAGAGCCCAAAAUACCAAUGACUUCAUCAGGGUUAUUUUUUCAGACUUGUCAAUGCUCCUACAGAGCUACAGAAGACAUUAUCCAACUGUUUCCACAGGUUAAGAAGGUUGAAAAGUACUCUGUAAGGAGUGAAUUUGACCUGUGAAAUGGGAAGCGUUGCCCCUCUAAACCUAGUAGAGUGCAUUACUUUCCCAAAUAUGCAUCUGCUUUGUCCCCAGACCCUUGGCCCCUGACACAGGCAGAGCUUUCAUGAAUUGCUGUUAUAUUUUAUCAGAUUCCUGGCAGAUUACGGGCCGGGCGCCGUGAAGUUGACACGCGGUUCAUUAAUAGUAAGAAAACUUUAAAUUGAAGAUUCCUGCAGCUACUGGCACGGCAUAAUAAAACAUCCCGCUGGCUGUUUGAUAAGCAAGAGACUGUGGAGGACGCUCCGUUUUCAAUCCAUGCAGUGGGAAUCGGCACCGCAGUGUAGACAUCGGAUAUAUCACUCACAAAAUCUCAUUAACUUGUAGUAGAUUAACAGUGUUUUUGAAUUAAAUUUUAAAAAACACACUUAGCCCGAAGCUGCUUGGCUGACCUUUACAUUCUUUCUAGUGGUUGCUGCUGGUAAGAAAUAAGAUAAUUUUGUCUUCAUUUUCCCCACAGAGCAUAUAUUGAUUUUUAGGGCUUCUCUCCCAGUACGUCCUCAUCAGGGCAAAGCUCUUUCCCUUUGUGCUGUGAGCGCCAUACAUUGAAAGACAAAUACCCGCUUUAUUUCCCAUCUAUAACAGUUGAAUCAAAGCCUUUGGAUCUAGAGGCCAGGAUGGUUACAGUGAUUAAGAAAUUAGAUCUUGUAUCGCGUUUUCUAUGCUUUUUUAUUUAACUGACAAUGGAUGUUAAUAUUGUGGAGACCAGUUUCAUGCUGGAAUAAAAUGACUUUGGCUGUUGCAUA
Messenger RNA from Micropterus dolomieu (smallmouth bass), 5331 nucleotides. It is a transcript of the gene furinb, whose product is annotated as furin (paired basic amino acid cleaving enzyme) b. Lineage: Eukaryota; Metazoa; Chordata; Actinopteri; Centrarchiformes; Centrarchidae. Gene Ontology annotation, molecular function: serine-type endopeptidase activity. Gene Ontology annotation, cellular component: Golgi membrane; trans-Golgi network. Gene Ontology annotation, biological process: peptide hormone processing. The record is from RefSeq and is a predicted model, not a curated record. The transcript is spliced from 17 exons. Bases 915 to 3434 code for a protein of 839 amino acids.